AUGAAUUUACUCACAGCUAUGGGACUUCAGGGCCUUUCGAUUGAAAAUCUCUUUUCGCACCUUCUGCUAUUUUCUCUCUUCAUCACGACAUUUUACUUUCUUCACACAAUUCAUCCGUCCUCUGCCCUGGGCUUUAAUCUCACCAACAUAGGCCCACAAGACCAGAACGUGCACAUCAAAACCUUCGCAGAUGCUUACAUUUCCCUCCAAGGCAUCCUGGUCGCCAACGACGAGCGGGGCAGCAACUUGCAACAGAGGGCAGGUAAGGCCGUGUACGCUCAUCUACUCCCCCUCUGGGACAAGGCCUCGGGAAAUCUCACGAACUUCACCACCCACUACGUCUUCGUAAUUGAUUCGACAAAUAAUUCAGAUUUUGCAGAUGGGCUUGCCUUCUUCUUGCCUCCCAUGGGUGCUAAUUUAAGUGCUGGUGGUGCCAUGGGGCUUCCCAUUGACCCUAGGAACGGAACAGCCACAAGCUCUUUUUUUGCUGUGGAGUUUGAUACAUAUCAGAACCCUUGGGACCCUCAGCACAUCAAUCCUAUUACCCAUGUAGGUUCUAGAAACAAUACCAGAGUUGAAGGAAGCCUCCAUUUACUAGUUGAUCUAAGUUACUUGCCAGAAUCGGUUGAGUUUGAUUUCUCAGCUUCAACAGGAACCAAUUUCGAGAAAAAUAAUGUGAAGUCUUGGCAGUUCAGUUCUAGCCUGCAAAUUGACGAAAAUCCAGUAUCUCCUCCACCUUCAUUGCCAGCAAGGAAGAGAAAGAAGAGAUAUAAAUGGGCUUUCGGCGUGGGAUUGACCGUCGGAUCGUGUGCUUUAGUGGGUUUGAUUGGAUUGGGCUUGUGGAAGAUGAGAAAAGGAAAAGAGGAGGAAAAUUUUGGUUUUGAUCCGUCCAUUGAAAGUGCAUUUGAGAUGAGUAGUGGGCCGAAGAAGUUCUCCUACAAUCAGCUAUCUCGGUCAACCAGCAAUUUCGCAGAAGAAUGA
This is a messenger RNA of Thlaspi arvense, 981 nucleotides long. The record is from the annotation of a GenBank genome assembly. Lineage: Eukaryota; Viridiplantae; Streptophyta; Magnoliopsida; Brassicales; Brassicaceae.